Messenger RNA from Calypte anna (Anna's hummingbird), 2635 nucleotides. It is a transcript of the gene SATB2, whose product is annotated as SATB homeobox 2. The record is from RefSeq and is a predicted model, not a curated record. Gene Ontology annotation, biological process: regulation of transcription by RNA polymerase II; chromatin remodeling. Bases 141 to 2336 code for a protein of 731 amino acids. The transcript has 11 exons. Lineage: Eukaryota; Metazoa; Chordata; Aves; Apodiformes; Trochilidae. Gene Ontology annotation, molecular function: RNA polymerase II cis-regulatory region sequence-specific DNA binding; DNA-binding transcription factor activity, RNA polymerase II-specific.
AGGAAACAAGAAAACUUUCCACCCUGGAUUCUCUACUUCUGAUCCAUGGACAGAGCCCAACUCAGCCAACUUACAGACAGGCUAUAAGCAGUCCGUGCUCCUUCUACUGCGACCUGCUAGCGGGAGCCGCGUCUCCAAGCAUGGAGCGGAGGAGUGAGAGCCCCUGCCUGCGGGACAGCCCCGACAGAGGCAGCGGCAGCCCUGAUGUCAAAGGGCCCCCACCCGGGAAGGUGGCCAGGCUGGAGCAGAACGGCAGCCCCAUGGGCACACGCGGGAGGCCCAACGGCGCUGUCACCAAGCCCGUGGGAGGUUUGAUGAUUCCAGUCUUUUGUGUGGUGGAGCAGUCGGAUGCCUCUCUUGAAUAUGAUAAUCGGGAAGAGCACGCAGAGUUCGUGCUGGUUCGCAAAGAUGUGCUCUUUAGCCAGCUGGUGGAGACAGCGCUCCUGGCUCUGGGGUAUUCCCACAGUUCUGCAGCUCAGGCACAAGGAAUAAUCAAGCUUGGGAGGUGGAAUCCCCUCCCUCUGAGUUAUGUGACUGAUGCACCAGAUGCGACAGUAGCUGACAUGCUACAAGAUGUCUAUCAUGUUGUGACAUUGAAAAUCCAAUUACAAAGCUGUUCAAAGUUGGAAGACCUGCCAGCAGAGCAGUGGAACCACGCCACAGUUCGCAAUGCCUUAAAGGAACUGCUCAAAGAGAUGAAUCAGAGCACAUUAGCCAAAGAAUGCCCUCUCUCACAGAGUAUGAUUUCAUCCAUUGUAAAUAGCACAUACUAUGCCAAUGUGUCAGCAACCAAGUGCCAGGAGUUUGGGAGAUGGUACAAGAAGUACAAGAAGAUUAAAGUGGAACGAGUGGAAAGAGAAAACCUUUCAGACUAUUGUGUUCUUGGUCAACGUCCCAUGCACUUACCAAAUAUCAACCAGCUGGCAACCUUGGGAAAAACUAAUGAACAGUCUCCUCAUGGCCAAAUCCACCACAGUACUCCGAUCAGGAACCAAGUGCCAACCAUGCAGACCAUGAUCAACCCUGGGCUCCUGUCUCCUCAGCUGAGCCCACAGCUGGUGAGGCAGCAGAUAGCAAUGGCCCAUCUGAUAAACCAGCAGAUUGCUGUCAGCAGGCUACUGGCUCACCAGCACCCACAGGCUAUCAACCAGCAGUUCUUGAACCAUCCACCCAUCCCCAGAGCUGUCAAGCCAGAGCCAUCCAAUUCCUCGGUGGAAGUGUCUCCAGAUAUUUACCAGCAAGUCAGAGAUGAGCUGAAGAGAGCCAGUGUGUCUCAAGCUGUGUUUGCAAGAGUAGCAUUCAACCGUACACAGGGUUUGUUGUCAGAGAUCCUGCGUAAAGAAGAAGACCCUAGGACAGCAUCCCAGUCCCUGCUGGUAAACUUGAGGGCAAUGCAGAAUUUCCUCAACUUGCCUGACGCGGAGCGGGACCGUAUCUACCAGGAUGAGAGAGAGAGAAGCAUGAACCCCAACGUGAGCAUGGUGUCUUCAGCUGCCAGCAGCCCAAGCUCCUCCAGAACCCCCCAGGCCAAAACCUCGACACCAACAACAGACCUCCCCAUUAAGGCGGACGGCGCCAACGUCAACAUCACAGCUGCCAUUUAUGACGAGAUCCAACAGGAGAUGAAAAGGGCCAAGGUAUCUCAAGCUCUGUUUGCCAAAGUGGCUGCCAAUAAAAGUCAGGGCUGGCUGUGUGAGCUGCUUCGUUGGAAAGAGAACCCGAGCCCAGAGAACCGGACCCUCUGGGAGAACCUCUGCACCAUUCGCCGCUUCCUCAACCUCCCCCAGCACGAGCGGGACGUCAUCUACGAGGAGGAGUCCAGGCAUCACCACAGCGAGCGCAUGCAGCACGUGGUCCAGCUCACCCCAGAGCCCGUGCAGGUGCUGCACAGACAGCAGUCCCAGCCUGCCAAAGAGAAUUCCCCACCUAGAGAAGAGGCUCCUGCUCCACCCACCGAGGACAGUUGUGCCAAAAAGCCACGGUCCCGCACCAAGAUCUCCUUGGAAGCUCUGGGUAUCCUUCAAAGCUUUAUCCACGAUGUGGGUCUCUACCCUGAUCAGGAAGCCAUCCACACCCUCUCUGCUCAGCUGGAUCUCCCCAAACACACCAUCAUCAAAUUCUUCCAGAACCAACGUUACCACGUAAAGCACCACGGGAAGCUAAAAGAGCACCUGGGCACAGUGGUUGACGUGGCAGAGUACAAGGAUGAGGAGCUGCUGACAGAGUCUGAGGAGAACGACAGCGAGGAGGGCUCUGAGGAAAUGUACAAAGUGGAGCCUGAGGAGGAGAACCCCGACAAAAACAAGGCUGCCCCAGCAGACAUCGACCAGAGAUAAUGUGAGAGAGGAGCCCGGGAAGCAAUACAUCGACCCAAGGAUUUUCUGGUUUUCUUUUUCUUUUCUCUUUUUACUUUUUGUUUUGUAUCCCUUGCGCAUGGUCCAUGUGCAAACAGAGUCCAGCAUUGCCCCAGCAGACGUCGCCUGGACUCAGACACUCAAGUGUUACACUUCCUCCACCUGACAGAAGUAACCAUUGUAAUCACAUGGGAUGAUGCCUUCAUCAAUCUUGCACUUCUGAAAGGGACAUCUAGCAAGGAAAUGUGGAGAAAAAGUCCUAUGAAAUCAAUGAAGGAAAA